AAAAAAGAUAAAGAUAGAAAGAAAAAUAGUCACGAGAAAGGCGUGACAGUUGAAGUUUUCAUAAAAUAAUUCAUCAAUUAAUGAUUUAAUUAUUAUUAUUAUUAUUAUUAUUAUUGAUUAUUUAAAAAUUUAAUUGUUAUAAAAUUAAUAAUGGCACUCCAUUCUGCAGGAAAAGGAAAACUUAUUGCUGUUAUUGGUGAUGAGGAUACUUGUGUUGGAUUCCUUUUGGGAGGUGUCGGAGAAAUAAAUAAAAACCGUCAGCCAAAUUUUAUGGUUGUUGAUAAAAACACAGCAGUUGGUGACAUUGAAGAUACAUUUAAACAAUUUGUAAAACGUGAUGAUAUUGAUAUUAUUCUGAUCAAUCAAAAUGUAGCUGAAAUGAUUCGUCAUGUUAUUGAUAGUCAUACUCAACCUGUUCCAGCUGUUUUGGAAAUACCUAGUAAAGAUCAUCCUUAUGAUGCAAGUAAAGAUUCGAUUUUACGACGUGCUAAGGGUAUGUUUAAUCCAGAGGAUAUACAUUCAACAUAAAUAUAUAUAAAAAAAAAGUUAUUAACAAUUAUUUUAAAAAUGUGUUAUUAAUAAAUGUUAAAUAAUAUAAAUAUAAAUAUGAGUAUAAUUAUGAUGAAAAAAAAUAAUUAAAAGAUAAUUUAUUAAAUUUUUUUGCUCUUUAAAUUCAUUACAAUUUUGAAAAUUGAAAACAAAAAUUUGUUUGAAAAAUUAAAAAAAAAAAUUAUUCAGAAAUUUGAAAAAAAUUAUUUUUUUUAUUACAUUCCGUUUGUUUUUAUUAAAAAUAAAUAAAAAAAAUUUAAUAAAAUAAA
This is a messenger RNA of Microplitis demolitor, 818 nucleotides long. It is a transcript of the gene Vha14-1, whose product is annotated as V-type proton ATPase subunit F 1. NCBI's taxonomy places the organism in Eukaryota, Metazoa, Arthropoda, Insecta, Hymenoptera, Braconidae. The transcript is spliced from 5 exons. The coding region runs from base 151 to 528 and encodes 125 amino acids. Gene Ontology annotation, cellular component: membrane; proton-transporting V-type ATPase, V1 domain. The record is from RefSeq and is a predicted model, not a curated record. Gene Ontology annotation, molecular function: proton-transporting ATPase activity, rotational mechanism. Gene Ontology annotation, biological process: proton transmembrane transport.